Molecule: messenger RNA, 2439 nt
Organism: Sclerotinia borealis F-4128
Lineage: Eukaryota; Fungi; Ascomycota; Leotiomycetes; Helotiales; Sclerotiniaceae
Source: the annotation of a GenBank genome assembly
AUGGGAAAGUCGAUACAGCUAAACUCAGGAGUGCAGAGAAAAGGUCGAAUCUUCUCUUCCGAUGCAUCAAUCAUUCUCGUAGGCUCUCGAGGGUCAGGAAAGCGAAGUUUGGGAUUUAUUGGAGCAACUCAUCUUGGUCGACGUUUAAUUACUGAGGACCAUUAUUUUCAGGAGGUUACUGGCCUUUCUCGAGCUGCUUAUGUCCAGCAAAAUGGACCACAAGAAUUCUACAAACGAAAUAUUGAUGUUGCGAGGCAAAUGCUAUAUGCAAAUCGAACAGGAUGCAUUAUUGAAUGUGGCAUGGGAAGUCUCGCAACUGAGGUGCAAAAGACGCUUCGAGAAUAUACGAACACAAAUCCCGUGAUUUACAUCAUACGAAACAGUCAAAGGAUUCGAGAGAUGCUAAAUAUAGAAGAUGUUGAAGCUGCACGUCUCGAGAAUGCCGAUGCUGCCCAUCGAUUUUGUUCAAAUUAUGAAUAUUAUAAUUUGCACGACAGAAGCUGUGAUGGGAUGGCGAAUCCCAAGGAUAAGGGGCUUCCCAAUAUUUCAUCCAAGUUAAAACAUGCAAAGGAAGACUUUUCUGCAUUUCUUGACUUCAUCACGGGACAAGGAGUCAUACGUAAUAGUUUGGAAAGUCCAUUCUCUAUCGCGGCUCUACCACCUGAAUGCAGACUGUACACUUAUGCAUUAUCUGUCCGCAUGUCAACAGUUCCCGAUCUGGAUCUUCAGCAACUGGAAUCUGGAGCCGAUGCAGUUCAAAUCAAGGUUGAUGCCUUAACAUCACCCGAUAUUCAACGAGAAUUGGCGAAGCAAGUGUCGACUGUAAGAAGAGAACUUAGCGUACCAGUGAUUCUUCAUGCUGAAGAAUAUGCCUUUGAAGCUAUCUCGCUGUCCAUAUCUGAGAAAGAAGAUAUUUAUUUUGGCGUGCUUGAACACGGGUUACGUUUAGGUGUUGAGUACAUUGUCAUCGAUCUUAAAUAUUCGUCGGAUCGUGUCAUGCACCUUAUCCAGUCUUCUGGACGUACGAAAAUUAUCGGACACUAUCUUCAUCGCGUCGAAAAUUCAUGGGGGUGGGAUGAUGAGUCUAGGAUGAUCCAAUAUCGAAGGGCUGAAUCGAUAGGGUGUGAUAUAGUCCGGUUUGUCCGAGCAACCUCGAAAGAAAGCGACAAUGAAAUGGUUCGAGGUUUUUUGAGGAACAUCGAAUCUCUUCCGAGCCAUCUUCCGGUUAUUGCCUACAACCUAGGGGAUCAUGGAAGGCGUUCGCUGAUCGAGAAUCGGAUUUUCACUCCAGUAACGCAUCCUAUCAUGAAUUCCACAGUCAGCAAGAGUCGAACCCGACAGUAUUUACCAACAGCCGCGGAGGCCCGACAAGAACUAUACCGAAAGUCUAUCCUCGACCCGCUCCAUUUCGUACAUCUUGGAGCUAGUGUAUCCUACAGUUUGUCCCCAGCCAUGCACAACACAGCUUACAAGGUGUGUGGUAUGAGUAACAAUUUUCAAUCGCUCCAAGUCCAAUCCGUUGAUGACAUUCAUGCCAUUUGUCAACGACCCGAUUUCGGUGGUGCAGCCAUCACACAGCCAUUCAAAGUCCAAAUCAUGUCCCAAAUCGGCCCAAAAAGCUACCAUGCAAAAGCCAUUGGAGCAGUAAAUACUCUUCUUCCACUUCGGACAUCUCUAGACGGCAAUCCUUUUGGUGGUACCACGCAAUCAUUACUUGAACAAGCAAAUCGCCGAAGUAAAGCUGGACCCGUCUGUGCUUAUUAUGGCGACAACACCGAUUUCAUUGGCAUAAUGACAUGUCUCCGCCGCAAUAUAUCACCACGAAAUGUCGUCCAGCCAUCCAAAACAACAGGUCUAGUCAUAGGCGCAGGUGGUAUGGCACGGGCAGCCGUCUACGCCAUGAUUCUACUAGGAUGUCGCAAGAUAUUUAUCUUCAACCGUACGAUUGAGAAUGCUCAAAGAGUCUCUGAUCAUUUUAAUUCGUGGGCGACGAGUCUAAAUAAUAGUGGGAAGAUCGUACAUGUGUUGCAAUCACUACAAGAGGAAUGGCCAACGGGGUUUAGACCACCUACUAUGAUAGUUUCGUGCGUACCGGCAAGAAGUGUGGGUGAUCAACCACCGGCUAACUUUACGAUGCCGAUGAAUUGGCUGGGUAGUGCUACCGGUGGAGUUGUCGUUGAGCUCUCCUACAAACCUCCCCUCACCACCCCACUCCUCUCCCAAAUGCGCCUCUUCCGCUCCGAAACCAAAAUCGCCUGGGUUUUAGUCAAUGGCCUCGAAGUCCUACCCGAACAAGCCAUCGCACAAUUCGAAUUGAUGACUGGUAUUAAGGCGCCUAAGAGACGUAUGAGAAUGGAGGUUUAUGGAAAUUAUCAUAAAUAUGGGGACGAGGAGGCUGGUAGGCAGGCAGAUGGUGAUAUGUUUCCGGGUUCUGUCUGA